Messenger RNA from Pundamilia nyererei, 833 nucleotides. Its product is annotated as claudin-4-like. Lineage: Eukaryota; Metazoa; Chordata; Actinopteri; Cichliformes; Cichlidae. The transcript has 2 exons. The coding region runs from base 107 to 748 and encodes 213 amino acids. Gene Ontology annotation, cellular component: membrane; bicellular tight junction. The record is from RefSeq and is a predicted model, not a curated record. Gene Ontology annotation, molecular function: structural molecule activity.
ACACACACAGACCCAGGGCAAUUCUUCCUGGAUCAUUUAUCAACAUCCAAACCAACACAGUCCGCAUUGAUUAUUCUUCUGGACCUCAGCGGAUCCACCAAAAUUCAUGAUCAACAUGGUUGCUGGUUGUGGACAGCUUGUUGGUUUAUUUUUGGGAGUCAUCGGCUUUCUUGGGUCGAUCAUCACCUGUGGACUCCCACAAUGGCGAGUCACCGCUUUCAUUGGUGCCAACAUCGUCACUUCUCAGGUCAUCUGGGAGGGUCUGUGGAUGAGCUGUGUGACCCAGAGUACAGGCCAGAUGCAGUGCAAGGUCUAUGAUUCUAUGCUAGAAUUAGCUCAAGACCUGCAGGCUGCCAGAGCACUCACUGUCAUCGCCAUCAUCGCUGGAGUUUUUGGGAUUCUGCUUGCGGUGGUUGGAGGCAAGUGCACAAAUUUUGUCGAAGACGAAGUGCAAAAGAGCAGAGUGGCAGUAGCUGCUGGAAUUGUCUUCAUCAUUGCCGGUAUCUUGGUGCUUAUUCCAGUCUGCUGGACCGCUAACACCGUCAUUCGUGAUUUCUACAACCCUACCCUGAUUGCUGCACAGAAGAGAGAGCUGGGAGCAUCUCUGUACAUCGGCUGGGGAACUGCAGGGGUUCUGAUCCUGGGAGGGGGCCUGCUCUGUAGCUCUUGUCCCCCCAACAAUGCCCCUGAUUAUGACGUUAGGUACUCCAAGGCUCGCUCUGUUGAUAGUCAUAAGGAAUAUGUUUAGAUAGCGAGCAUUCUGCUGGAUAUCUUAAAGAGUCCACCUUUUAGAAUUACAAUGUCUGUGAUUAAAAUAAGUCGAAAUGUUUAGA